AUGAAGGCAGUGCCGCUUCCAUCCGCAAAGUGGCUGUGGUCUGCUCCUGCUGACGACGACAAUGGCAAUGAAACUGGUGGUGGCUCCAACGAUAGUGGAAUUUCACCUGCGCCCCCAUCUGACGACGUCCCCACUUGUCCAGCAUGGAAUCCAGAUGACGUCACCCAGCUUCCCAAUCCAAAUGACUGCAGCAGCUUCUACAAGUGUGACGAGAACGGCGUUGCCUGGCUUAUUCCAUGCCCAGCCGGCCUAGAGUACAAUGCAGAGUUGAGGGUGUGUGACUACCCAGAAAAUGCUGGUUGCUCGACGUCGUUCUCACCAAGCAACCCUUCUGAUCAUACUCCUUCUGAGGGAGAGCAGGACAACGGAAAUUCAGAGGGAGGCAGUGACAUAAAUCCACAACCACCCACUGGAGAUGCUCCCAGUUGCCCAGCAUGGAAUCCAGAUGACGUCAACCAGCUUCCUAAUCCCAGUGAUUGCAGCUCCUUCUACAAGUGUGACGAGAAUGGUGUGGCUUGGCUCAUACCGUGCCCAGCUGGUCUUGAGUACAAUGCCAACCUGAGAGUCUGUGAUUAUCCUGAAAGUGCUGGCUGCUCAUCAUCAGCUGCUCCAAGUAACCCAUCUGGCGACGAAUCCCCUGAUGGCGAUCAGAACAACGGAAAUGCUGACUCUGGUAACGGUGAUAGCCCACAGCAACCACCUGGAGAUGCUCCCACCUGUCCACCUUGGAAUCCAGAUGACGUCACCCAGCUGCCUAACCACAGUGACUGUAACAGCUUCUACAAGUGCGACGAAAACGGUGUAGCAUGGUUGAUCACGUGCCCAGCUGGUCUGCAGUACAACGCCGAGCUGAGGGUGUGUGAUUACGCUGGACAUGCUGGGUGUUCUGUCUAA
Molecule: messenger RNA, 894 nt
Organism: Schistocerca serialis cubense
Lineage: Eukaryota; Metazoa; Arthropoda; Insecta; Orthoptera; Acrididae
Product: chondroitin proteoglycan-2-like
Exons: 2
Coding region: 1-894 (297 amino acids)
Cellular component (GO): extracellular region
Molecular function (GO): chitin binding
Source: RefSeq, a predicted model, not a curated record